AUUAGCACCUUCGCCAAAGAUUUGCGUUCAGUCGGUUCCUUGUUGCAGGGGCAUCGUGUCGUCUGGAUCCUAGACACGUGAAUUACCAUUCUCUCCCAAACACAACACCGGCCACCAUGGUGAAAUUAGCUAAGGGUGCAAAGACACAGGCUAAGCCCAAGAAGGCGGCACCACCACCCCCAAAAGAUAUGGAAGACAGUGAGGAAGAGGAGGACAUGGAAGAAGAGGACAGCAGUGAUGAGGAGAUGGAACUGCCUGUAAAGAAGACACCAGCCAAAAAGGCAGCCACUCCAGCCAAAGCAACAUCUGCAAAGGCAGCCACUCCAGCUAAAGCUACAGUCACACCAGGAAAGAAGGGAGCAACUCCAGCAGGAGCCAAGAAUGGAAAGCAGGCAAAGAAACAAGAGAGUGAAGAUGAGGAAGAUGACUCUGAUGACGAAGCUGAAGACCCGACACCUAUUACAAACAAACCAGUUGCUAAGAAAGCUGUAGCAAAAAAAGAGGAAUCUGAGGAUGAUGAAGAGGAUGAUGAAGAUGAGUCUGAGGAGGAAAAGCCAGUUUCCAAGAAGCCCCUUGCCAAGAACCCUCCAGCUAAAGUUACACCUGCAAAGAAACCUACUGGGAAGAAACAGGAAUCUGAAGAUGAAGAAGAUGAGUCUGAGGAAGAAAAGCCUGUUGCCAAGAACCCUCCUGCAAAGAAACCUGCAGGCAAAAAACAAGAAUCUGAUGAUGAAGAAUCUGAAGAUGAUGAAGACGAGCCUAUGGAAGUUGCACCAGCUCUAAAGGGGAAGAAAACUGUCCCUGCCAAAGCAGAUGAGGAUGACGACGAUGAUGAUGAUGAUGAGGACGACGACGAGGAUGACGACGAUGAUGAUGAGGAGGAUGAGGAUGACGAAGAACAACAAGUGUCUGCAAAACGCAAAAAAGAAAUGCCAAAGACUAAAAAUAUUCCUGAGGCAAAAAAAGCAAAGACAGACACAUCAGAAGGAUUGUCCAUUUUUAUUGGCAACUUAAACGCCUCAAAAGAUUUUGAUGAGCUUAAAGAUGCUCUGAGGGAGUUCUUUUCCAAGAAGAACCUAACUGUGCAGGAUGUAAGGAUUGGAAACUCAAAGAAGUUUGGUUAUGUGGAUUUCUCAUCUGAAGAAGAGGUUGAGCAGGCUUUAAAGCUGAGUGGGAAAAAGAUACUUGGUUCAGAGGUGAAGAUUGAGAAGGCUAUGGCUUUUGACAAAAACAAAAAUGCUGAAAAUAAGAAGGAGAGGGACUCUAGAACUCUGUUUGUGAAGAACAUCCCCUAUAGCACAACUGCUGAGGAGUUGCAGGAGAUAUUUGAAAAUGCUAAAGAUAUUAGAAUUCCUACUGGCAAAGAUGGAGCCAAUAAAGGGAUUGCGUAUGUCGAGUUUAGCAAUGAAACUGAGGCAACCAAAGCUCUUGAAGAAAAGCAAGGAGCUGAGAUUGAAGGACGUUCUAUUUUUGUUGAUUUCACUGGCGAAAAGAGCCAGAAUUCUGGAAGCAGGAGAGUGCAAGGAGGUGAUUCAAAGGUGCUUGUUGUAAACAACCUGUCAUAUAGUGCAACAGAAGACAGUCUGCGUGAAGUCUUUGAAAAAGCAACGUCUAUAAGGAUACCGCAGAACCAGGGACGAGCUAAGGGUUUUGCCUUCAUUGAAUUCUCCUCUGUGGAAGAUGCAAAAGAGGCAAUGGAUUCUUGUAACAACACAGAAAUUGAGGGGAGGUCAAUACGGCUUGAGUUUAGCCAAGGAAGUGGACCUCAAGGUGGAAGGGGAGGUUCAGCACAAUCAAAAACCCUCUUUGUUAGAGGUCUUUCUGAAGACACCACUGAGGAAACAUUAAAGGAAGCAUUUGAUGGUUCUGUUAAUGCCAGGAUAGUGACAGACAGAGAUACUGGAGCAUCCAAGGGGUUUGGAUUUGUAGACUUCUCCACUGCUGAAGAUGCCAAAGCUGCCAAAGAAGCUAUGGAGGAUGGGGAAAUUGAUGGAAGUAAAGUGACUCUAGACUUUGCAAAACCUAAAGGAGAUUCCCAGCGUGGAGGACGUGGGGGCUUUGGCAGAGGAGGUGGCUUUAGAGGUGGACGAGGUGGCAGAGGAGGAGGAGGUGGGCGUGGAGGUUUUGGUGGCAGAGGAGGAGGACGGGGAAGAGGAGGAUUUGGAGGAAGAGGAGGUGGAGGAUUCAGAGGUGGAAACCAGGGUCAGGGAAAGAAGAUAAGGUUUGAUGACUGAGCAGUUUUUUCAUCUCCCCUUUAAACCUCAAGCCAUCUCCCUGAAAGGACUCUGGGGCAGAAAGGGAGAACUGGGUUCCCUACCCCAACAAGUCUAGCCUUGACGGAGCCUUCUGUGUGGACAUUCCAAUGUGGAAAUACAUUUUCCUGUUAUCACCUGGAUUCCAAGUCAUUUCAUGGAAGAUGGGACUGCUCGACUGUCCUUAUACAGACUUUUUUUUAAAGAGUGUGAGAAGAAACCCUGCUGGGACUUGGCAAAUUCUUAUGUUUUAUCCACUGUACAAAAGAUUGAGUUUUUUUUUCUUAUUAAUUCCUCUAGUAUUUUGCUCAAAGUGCAGAAUGUUAAUGGUUUGUGCUUCAGCAGCUUGUCUUGUUCAGAUUAAAGAACCUCAUCUGGUUACCUGUUUUUAGUA
Xenopus tropicalis (tropical clawed frog) is the source of this 2646-nucleotide messenger RNA. RefSeq names its product nucleolin multifunctional protein (gene nucleolin). NCBI's taxonomy places the organism in Eukaryota, Metazoa, Chordata, Amphibia, Anura, Pipidae. Gene Ontology annotation, molecular function: RNA binding; nucleic acid binding. Gene Ontology annotation, cellular component: nucleolus. The transcript is spliced from 17 exons. Bases 117 to 2234 code for a protein of 705 amino acids. The record is from RefSeq and is a predicted model, not a curated record.